Columba livia (rock pigeon) is the source of this 3085-nucleotide messenger RNA. It is a transcript of the gene LZTS2, whose product is annotated as leucine zipper tumor suppressor 2. The record is from RefSeq and is a predicted model, not a curated record. Gene Ontology annotation, biological process: negative regulation of canonical Wnt signaling pathway. The coding region runs from base 109 to 2142 and encodes 677 amino acids. NCBI's taxonomy places the organism in Eukaryota, Metazoa, Chordata, Aves, Columbiformes, Columbidae. The transcript has 6 exons.
ACACACCCAGCCACGGGUUUCGGGGUGCACCAGCUCUCCAGGGCCAGGAGAGUACCCUUGGGUGCUGUCUGUGCAGGUGUGAGGCCCCCCCAGGGCAGGCAGUGGGUGAUGGAGGAGGAGGGUCCUGGGGACAUGGAGGGGCUGGUGGAGCCAUCUUUGUGGUGCAAGAGCCCAAGUGGACCGGACGGAUGGGCAGCGGCUGGCAAGGCUGCCUGCGUGCCCCUGCCCGCUGGGGGCCCCCCCGCCAUGGCCAUCGUGCAGACGCUGCCAGUGCCCCUUGAGACAGCUGCUGAGGGGUCUGCGAAGCUCCGCACCGCCACCCACUCGCCCCCCGCCGCCAUGGGCAGCGUCGGCAGCCUCCUGCCCGGCCGGCCCCGCCACGACUGUGCUGGCCAGCCCUGUGAUGGGGGGCCCCCCACCGCCUCAUUCCGCAAGCAGGAGGGGCUGCUCCGGGCCAGCCCCCGGGAACCCCCAUCCCCUGAGGAGCCCCGCAUGGCCGUGCCCAGUGUUGCCCACGCCUAUGCCAACGGAGGCUUCUGCGGCGACUGGCUCGACGCCCCCUCUCCUGCCAGCCUCUGCAGUGACUCGGAUGAGCCCCACGAUGACCGAGCCCCUAGUGAUCACCUCCAGGGGCCACCCCCCAAGCUGGUCCCUGUCUCUGGCAAGCUGGAGGAGAACGUGGAGAAGACCCUGAUCCGCCCAAUGGCCUUCAAACCAGUGGUGCCCAAGCUCCGGAGCACCCAUCCGGGCGUGCGCCCAGGGCUCUCAGAGAGCCAGGUGAGCCUCACCCACUUGCUGGGUGCUGAGAAGCCCGGCUCCCUGAGCUGCCGCGCCAGCACCCUCUCGGAUUCAGGGCGCAACUCCCUCUCCAGCCUGCCCACCUACAGCACGGGCUGCAGCCAGCACCCUGAGGCGGGCACCCUGCCAGCCACCCUCCAUGGUCCCCCCGACCCCACAGGGGGCUGCCGCCCCUCCAACUCGGACAGUGGGCGCUCAUCUUCCAGCAAGAGCACGGGCUCACUGAGCGGCAGGGGCCGGCCGUCCUCAGAGAGCGGCUCCUGCGGGCGCUCGCCCCUGCCCAGCGAGGAGGCCAUGCUGGUGCGGGAGCUGGAGGACAAGCUGCGGGAGAGGGAGGCUGAGCUGCAGCUCCUGCGCGACAGCCUGGAUGAGAACGAAGUGGCCAUCUGCCAGGUGUACGAGGAGAAGCAGCGGCGCUGCGAGCAGGAGCUGGAGGGGCUGCGGCAGCGCUGUGCGGCCCAGGCACGGCAGGCAGCGCAGGCAGCACAGCGUGGGCAGCAGGUCCUGCAGCUCCAGGUGCUGCAGCUGCAGCAGGAGAAGAAGCAGCUGCAGGAGGACUUGGCCCAGCUGCUGCAGGAGCGGGACCUGCUGGAGCGACGCUGUGCCUCCUUCCAGCGUGAACACACGGAGCUGGCACCCCGGCUGGAGGAGACCAAGUGGGAGGUGUGCCAGAAGUCGGGGGAGAUCUCACUGCUUAAGCAGCAGCUGAAGGAGGCGCAGGCAGAGCUGGCGCAGCGGGGUGCCGAGCUGCUGGGGCUGCGGGCGCAGCUGCGGGAGGCGCGGGCGCAGCUGCAGGCAGGCGAGCGGCGGGCGCAGGGGCUGCAGGAGGCUGCUCGGCUGAAGGCACUGGAGCUGGAGGUCUGCGCCAACGAACUGCAGCGGCGCAAGAGCGAGGCCGACCUCUUCCGUGCCAAAGCCGGUCGGCUUGAGCAGGAGGUGGCAGGGCUGCGGGAAGCCACCCGUGGGCGAUGCCACCAGCCCGGCGAGGGGUGUCCCCCGCCUGCUGAGGGUUGUCCCCAAUCCAGCGAGGAGCCCCGUGGCAGUGCGGGGCUGCGGCGGCAGCUGGAGCGGCUGCGGGCAGAGGUGGCCCUGGAGCGGCAGCGCGGGCAGGAGCAGCGCGACGCCUUUGAGCAGGAGCGCAGCACGUGGCAGGGUGAGAAGGAGCGGGUGAUCCACUACCAGAAGCAGCUGCAGUACAGCUACAUCCAGAUGUACCGCCGCAAUCGACGGCUUGAGCAGCGGCUCCAGCAUCUCCGGCUCCAGGGCGAGGAGCCCCUGCCUGAGCCUUGUGACCCCCCUGGCCCCGACCCACCCUUCGAGGAGAUCACAGCCACCGAGAUCUGAGACACUGCCUUCCCUUGCCCUGUGCUUGGAGGGUGGAGGGAGCCUCCAGCCCCAUGGAUUUGGGGAGCCCCCUGCUCUCUCCCCAUCUCUGCAAAGACUGCUGUCACUGUGAGAGGGCAGAAGGGACCACAGGUGCUGCCCCCUCCUCAGCACUGUGAUGUUGGGGUGAGGGUACAUCCGCACCCAUCACAGUGGGGGGAUGCCUGUGAGAUGUGGGGCCAGGUGGGUGCUGAGUCCUGGCCUCAGGGCUGCCCAGAACUGGUUUCAGCUGAUCCUCUUAGCGCCCAAGGGAUUAGCAGCACUGGCUUCAGCCAGGGUCACCUUGGGCAGGGGGAGGGCUGGCUUGUCCCCUCCCUCUCAUCCCUGCUGGCACUGUCACCCAGCCACUUCCAAAGGCGAUGGCACGUGCCCUGUCCCUGCCUGUGCCAGCCUCCCCCUCCACCCCCGUGUGUUUGUCAGGGGAUCGUUUCUGUGCCAUUUUAAAUAACUCUAUUUUUAUAGGACCUACCAAAACAUAUCACCCUCGCUCAGCUCACACCGCACCUGUUUGUGUCCCCCCUCACCCCUGCCGCGGGGCAACUUACCCUCAGUGCCUUUCCUAUGCCCUCACCCCCAGCGUACCUCUGUUCCCCCUGCAAAGAAAUGCCUGGCCCAUGCCCUUGUGAUACCCAGACUGCCAGGGGAGAGGGGCACGGUGCUGGGAGUGACAGCUGGGGACAUCCCUGGGGUGGGCAGAGGUGAGGGGGCCCAGCUGGGCACCCAGACAGGGUGUCAAACCAAAGGAAAAGCCUGGCUGUGUCCAGCUCUGGCUUGGUCGCCCCCAGCUCCAGAGGGGGGAUUUUUGUACUUUAUUUCAGUCAUGUCCUGUUCCCAGAGCCUGGCUCGCCUGUGUACCACCCAGAAAUGCCGAUUAAAAACGAGCCCCUGGCUGUGGUUUUUUUCA